GACUGGUCGCCCAAUUCGUUUUAUUUUGGAGCGUGGAGAUGAUAUGCUAAUUACUGGAGGACGCCACCCACUACUUGGGAAAUAUAAAAUAGGUUUUAUGAAUGAUGGCAAAAUCAAGGCAGCAGAUAUUGAAUAUUAUAUUAAUGGAGGAUGUACACCAGAUGAAUCAGAAAUGGUAAUAGAAUAUGCUGUACUCAAACUGGAAAAUGCUUAUAAAAUUCCUAACCUCCAAAUCCAAGGCUGGGCUUGCAAAACCAACUUGCCAUCCAAUACAGCCUUCAGAGGCUUUGGUUUUCCACAGGGAACCUUUGUGACAGAGUACUGGAUAACAGCUGUGGCAGCUAAAUGUAAUUUACCACCAGAGAAGGUUAGGGAACUAAACAUGUACAAAACCAUUGAUAGAACAAUCCACAAACAGCAAUUUGAUCCAAAGAACCUGAUAAGAUGUUGGGAUGAAUGUAUGGAAAAAUCUUUAUACUAUAGCAGAAAAAAGGCCAUAGAAUCAUUCAAUCAGCAGAAUUACUGGAAGAAGAGAGGGAUUGCCAUUAUUCCCAUGAAAUUCUCUGUAGGAUAUCCAAAGACAUAUUAUCAUCAGGCUGCUGCCUUGGUUCACAUUUAUACAGAUGGGUCUGUAUUAAUUACACACGGGGGAACUGAAUUGGCACAAGGUCUUAACACCAAAAUGAUACAGGUGGCCAGUCAUGAACUGAAGAUACCAAUGUCAGAUGUGUACCUGAGUGAAAUGAAUACCGUAACAGUGCCAAAUACAGUCGCCACUGCGGGAUCAAUUGGAGCUGAUGUCAAUGGGAAAGCAGUGCAG
Vombatus ursinus (common wombat) is the source of this 820-nucleotide messenger RNA. RefSeq names its product aldehyde oxidase 3-like. The annotation marks the transcript as partial. The transcript has 6 exons. The record is from RefSeq and is a predicted model, not a curated record. Gene Ontology annotation, molecular function: oxidoreductase activity; iron ion binding. NCBI's taxonomy places the organism in Eukaryota, Metazoa, Chordata, Mammalia, Diprotodontia, Vombatidae.